Messenger RNA from Amaranthus tricolor (Joseph's coat), 2478 nucleotides. RefSeq names its product clathrin interactor EPSIN 1. The coding region runs from base 384 to 2081 and encodes 565 amino acids. Gene Ontology annotation, molecular function: phospholipid binding; clathrin binding. Gene Ontology annotation, biological process: endocytosis. Gene Ontology annotation, cellular component: endosome; clathrin vesicle coat; plasma membrane. The record is from RefSeq and is a predicted model, not a curated record. NCBI's taxonomy places the organism in Eukaryota, Viridiplantae, Streptophyta, Magnoliopsida, Caryophyllales, Amaranthaceae. The transcript has 12 exons.
GUCGUAUUUUAUCAUAAGUCGUAUUGUGUUGUGUUGUGUGUAUGCACAAUUGUAUCAAAGGCGAGUCUGGUCCGUGCCCACCUUGCCAGUGCCAUCUCUGGUUGGUGGUGUAAAUCUAGUUGUUUAUGCAAUCUAUGUCCCGGGAGAAAUUUUAGAUUGGUGGCUAAGAAAAAGAAAAUAAGAAAAAAAAGGAGAAAAAGGGUGGCGAAGCGUUCAUACUUCCAUUAUAUUUCCAAGAGCUAAAUCCCCUUUCAUUUUCUCUCUCCCGCCAUAUCUCCAAGACCACCGAUUCUCGCUACUCAAUUUGAUCUAUGCGCUAUCAUUGCAAAUUAUAUUACUCAGAUUUGAAUUUCGGCCAAUGUAUUUAACAGAUCUUAAUCAGGAUGGAUUUCAUGAAGGUUGUCGAUCAAGCUGUUCGCGAAAUAAAACGAGAGGUGAACUUGAAAGUGUUGAAGGUACCUGAGAUUGAGCAAAAGGUGCUGGAUGCAACUGAUAAUGAGCCUUGGGGUCCUCAUGGAAGCGCACUGGCAGAAAUAGCUCAAGCUACCAAAAAAUUUACUGAAUGUCAGAUGAUUAUGAAUGUACUGUGGACAAGACUGGGUGAAACUGGCAAGGAUUGGCGCUAUGUUUAUAAGGCACUGGCUGUUAUAGAGUAUCUCAUUGCUAAUGGAUCUGAGCGAGCUGUUGAUGAGAUAAUAGAACAUACUUUUCAGAUCUCAUCACUCACCUCCUUUGAAUAUGUCGAACCUAAUGGGAAGGAUGCGGGGAUCAAUGUGCGCAAGAAGGCAGAAAACAUUGUAACCCUUCUAAAUAACAAGGACAAAAUAGAAGAAACUCGUAAAAAAGCUGCUUCUACUCGUGAAAAGUAUGUUGGUCUCUCAUCAACGGGUAUUUCCUACAAGUCAAGUUCAGCUUCUUAUAGUGGUAGCAGUUUCCAGAACAGCAACAGGUAUGGAGGCUUUAGUGGCAGAUAUGAUGAUGAUAGUUACAAAACCAAGGACGAAGAUCAUUUUGGUGAAGACAAAUUUGAUAAAUAUGUUCCUAAGUCUCAUCAAGGAGCUUCUGCAGAAAGAAAAACAUCUUAUCAUAGCAGCAGGAACCACGAUCUUCCUUCCACAGGUCAAAAAUCAUCCUCAGGGAUAAAAACUGACGAGUAUGCUGCUAUUUCACAUCAGAAUGCAAAUUUACCUUCCACUGCUCAGGUAGAUGAUGAUGAUGAUUUUGAUCCACGGGGAACUGCAGCAAAAACAGAGCCUGCUGCUGCAAGCUCACAACAAAUGGAUCUCUUCGGUGAAAGUUUGAUUGGUGACCUCUUGGAUACACCUACAACUAUUCCGUCUCAGAGCAGUGCCAUGGGUGAAAAGUCAUCUGAUGUUGAUCUUUUUGGAGAUGCUGAUUUCGUAUCAGCAGCUCCUCAAGUGGAAGCAGGGGGGAGCCUUCAAACCCAGCCAAAUGUUGAUCUAUUUGCUGCACAAUCUGUAUCCGCAAAUGCACAGCCAUUGCCAUCAGCUGCAGUUUCUUCAACAAUGGACUUCUUUGCAGCAUCUGAUCAAGUUGCACCAACUGCAACUAAAACUGAAAAUAUUGGGUCAUCAAAUGUAAAUUUUGUAGAUCCUUUUGCUGCUAUUCCAUUGAACAGCUUUGAAGGAUCCAAUCUUCUAGGAACAUUCACCUCUCAUACAGAUCAAUCAUCUUUGGAAUCCACAGAGAAUCUGCUUAAGAAUAAUUCUGUAACUUACUUACAUGGCAAAUCCUUAUCAGAAUCAAAAGCACCUCAGAAGGGCAAUUUCCAAGUCAAGUCUGGAAUUUGGGCUGAUUCACUAAGCCGUGGGCUGAUUGAUCUUAAUAUAUCUGCUCCCAAGAAGGUGAAUUUAACAGAGAUCGGAAUAGUCGGUGGAUUGAGUGAUGGAUCAGAGGACAAGCAGAAGGCAGCUCCGACAUCUUAUUACAUGGGAUCAGCCAUGGGUAUGGGUACGGGAUUUGGUGGAACCGGUUCUAAUCCAACCACAACUGGUGCAGAUGAUUUCUUUUCAAGCUUUACAAGCAGCAGCCAGUAUCAAUAUGGAGGCUUCCAGAAAUGAUUAAUUGAAUUCAAUACCAUUAUUCAAAUUGUUUUGGUGAUCUCAAUAUAUUGUUUGUUCAAUGAGAGGCUUAAGUUUUAAGCAAUUUUUAGUGUGGCCAUCUGGGGUUUAUCCUGAUAUAAUGCCGUCGCGGUGAUUAAAUCUUCAAAAUGAGAUUAAUUCGAGGCUAUAUUGCUGAUAAGGAGCUUUGUUUUUGAGUGCACCUGCAUGUAAUGUUGUAUGUAGAGAUACUUGAAUAGAGGAAAAUAAUGUAUCUUUAUUGUGGUUUACUUGUGUCAAUGUUUAAAUUAUUUUUCUGUAGAUCUGAAAAAAGAGUUGAGAUUCAAGUGAACCAAAUUGGUGUAUUUUUUGGUUUGAUAUAUUUUUUUAAAGAUUGAAAAACCAAUUUCUUACUCCA